AGCCACUUGACGUAUAUCACAUUGAAGACUUUCGAAGGACCAGUAGUUGAUCGACAUCGCAGAGUAGUGGACAAGUUCGCUACGGCUCUUCUGCUAGUAUAAAUUCUUUGGGGCAGUCCUCAGAAUCCUCAGAAUCGAAAGAAGUGAAGAACUAGAAAGCUGAAGAGAAAUGGAGGUUCAUCGAGUGAGAUUGCUGGCUGUGUUGGCUGCUCUUCUUCUCGCAAUUGAAGGUGUUAGUUGCGUUCGGAUCCGCCUCUACAAUGCAUGUCCCUUCACAGUGUGGCCUGGCUGGAUUUCCAACUCCGGGAAGCCACAACUAGGAACCGGUGGUGUUAAACUCGAUUCCUGGCAGUCUCAUGACCUCAACCCCGGUGCAGACUGGGCUGGCCGUUUCUGGGGCCGUAGAGGCUGCAACUUCGACGGCAACGGGCGCGGCCACUGCGACUCGGGCGACUGCGGCGACAAACUUAACUGCGGCAACUCGGGUGGUGUCACUCCCGCCACCUUGGCCGAGUUCCAGCUCAACGGCCACGGUAACCAAGACUUCUACGACGUCUCGCUCGUGGACGGCUACAACUUGCCAAUGAGAAUCAACCCGGAGUGGAACUGCAAGUCGGCUGGCUGUCACAGCGACCUGAACGCUAUAUGCCCCAACGAACUGAAAGUCUGGAAGGAUAACUGGGUGAUCGGCUGCAAGAGCGCUUGCGAGGUUUUCCAAACGGAUGCUUACUGCUGCAGAGGAGCGCACGACAAGCCUGAAACUUGCCCUCCAACGCCUUUCUCCAAGGUGUUCAAGGAUGCUUGUCCACAGGCUUACAGUUAUGCUUACGACGAUUUGACUAGUACCUUCACCUGCGGUACGGGUGGGGGAUACACCAUAACCUUCUGCGCCAGUGGAGGAUUCGAAUUCGGAGCAGCUGGGGAACAAGCUGCUUUCAUUGAGAAGCUCUGAAGCCAUAACUGGAGAUACUGGCUGGCCUGGUUGCGUUUUCAGUGGAGCUGCUGAAGAAUGAUCAUGAAGGAAUGCUGGCUUUUUAAGUUUUUAAAACAGACCGGUUUUUUGCAGCAAAUGCCCUUUCGCGGCAUUUGCUGGAAUGCUAUAUGAAUGAGUAUAUUCUCGUCAA
Molecule: messenger RNA, 1124 nt
Organism: Selaginella moellendorffii
Lineage: Eukaryota; Viridiplantae; Streptophyta; Lycopodiopsida; Selaginellales; Selaginellaceae
Product: pathogenesis-related protein 5
Exons: 2
Coding region: 170-952 (260 amino acids)
Biological process (GO): defense response
Cellular component (GO): extracellular region
Source: RefSeq, a predicted model, not a curated record